UGACCGAGCAUUAGCUGAGCACAGGGACAGGGAUUGGGAUAGAGAGAGCGAAGGAGGGAGAGAGAGAGAGAAGCUAAACAGGUGGUCUGAAAACACAGAAAACAAUGUCGUCCGGCGGGGAGAAGCGGAAAGACUUCUAGUCCCCGCUUCUGUGGAGGAAUACCGGGACAACCGCGGAGCCAGAACCACCAAAAACUCCAUGCUCCUCUUUCAUUUGGACACGGAUUCCCACUCCUCCUCUGCUCGGUGUUCCACUCCGAAUCUGGGCAACAUCUCGGAUACUAAACCAUGAAAGUCACGGUGUGUUUUGGCAGGACCCGGGUGGUGGUGCCGUGCGGGGAUGGAAAUAUUAAAGUCCACAGUCUCAUCCAGCAGGCUGUCAUGAGAUAUAAGAAAGCUAUAGCGAAGGAUGCUAGUUACUGGCUGCAGGUCCAUCGAUUGGAACACGGAGACGGCGGCAUCCUCGACCUCGAUGAUGUCCUCUGUGACGUGGCGGACGACAAAGACAGGUUGAUAGCCGUGUAUGAAGAACAGGAGCCCCAUCACGGAGGCGAUGGUACCAGCGCCAGCUCCACAGGGACCCAGAGCCCCGACCUCUUCGCCGCAGACCUCAGCGCGGGCAGCGGGGCCUCGGCCUUCCAACCCUACCAGGCAGCCAGCGAGAUCGAAGUCACACCCUCCGCCCUGCGCACCAAUAUGCCCCUCCACGUCCGGCGCAGCAGCGACCCCGCCUUGAUGACCAUCAAUGGCCCAUUUAGUGGCAGCGAGUCACGGGUCCAAACAGACGAGACGCCAUCCAGGAAGAACCCAACUCGCUGGUCCACCACCGCCGGCUUCCUGAAAGUUAGACACUCCUCCGGCACCAACAGCCUGGAGAGGAAGGGUAAAGGCAUGGACACAUACCGCAGUCUGCCACGGGAUGCAGGGACAUGGGCCAAUCAGAGGGAGUUUCAGAGAGAGACGGCCCGGUCAUCACUCAGCGCCAAUCACCCCAUGGUGGACCGCUGGCUGGAGAGACAGGAACAGGACGAGGACGCCAGAGAAGAAGAGAACGGCAGGAUUGAGCCGGUUGGUCGAGCUGACUCCUGCAUGGACCACACUCCUGUGAGGUCACUAGAAGACAUAGUCAAACUGGUGGAGGUGUCAAACGACGGUGGGCCUCUGGGGAUCCACGUGGUGCCUUUCAGUGGCAGAGACCGCAGGACUCUUGGCUUGUUGGUCAAGCGUCUGGAGAGAGGAGGCAAAGCGGAGCAGCAGAGCCUCUUCCAGGAGAACGACUGUAUCGUCCGUAUCAAUAAUGGAGACCUGAGAAACAUCCGCUUUGAACAAGCCCAGAACAUGUUCCGUCAGGCCAUGCGCUCUCCUGUCAUCAUGUUCCACGUGGUGCCAUCAUCCAUGAAGUCCCACUACGAGCAGCUCUCCCACGCCGAGAGGAACCCCGCCUACUCCUCGGGCCGUUUCAGCCCGGACUCCCUGACCGGCAGCAUUGUCUCCGGCAUGGACCACACGCCGCAGAGGAUGUCUCGGCACGGCUCCCAAACUCAGCCGCACUCCCACCAGCAUCCUCACGCCCACACGCACCCUGAACAGACUGACGGAUACCCCCCUCUGACUCACCCGGCCGUGUCGGCAGCCAAGCCUCCAAUGGGACACACCCACUCGCCUCAGAGGGGGGCGAACGCAACGCCAACCGGAGGAUUUACCAAAAAAGUCGGGAGGAGACUCAACAUACAACUAAAGAAAGGCCCUGAGGGACUCGGUUUCAGCAUAACCUCCCGGGACGUUCCAAUCGGCGGCUCGGCACCCAUCUACGUGAAGAACAUUCUGCCUCGAGGUGCUGCCAUCCAAGAUGGCCGUCUCAAGGCGGGGGACAGGUUGCUUGAGGUGAAUGGAGUGGACCUGAACGGACGGACACAGGAGGAGGUGGUGGCUCUGCUCAGGGCCACACCCAUGGGCGGCUCUGUGGGGCUGCUGGUUCUACGUCAGGAGGACACUUUCCUCCCCCAAGGAGUGAACGCUGAGCCCCAGAUGCAAUGCCCCAGAGAUUUGCACCCGAGGCAGCCUGUGACAACCGGGAGGCCCCAUUGGCUGAUUGAGAAGACAGAGGAGGACGACUUGGUCUUGACUCCAGAUGGGACUAGGGAGUUCCUGACCUUCGAGAUCCCCCUCAGUGACUCGGGUUCGGCUGGGUUGGGUGUCAGUGUCAAAGGCAACCGCUCCAAGGAGAACCACGCUGACCUGGGCAUCUUCGUCAAAUCCAUCAUUAACGGAGGAGCAGCCUGCAAGGACGGGCGGCUGCGAGUCAACGACCAGCUGAUUGCCGUUAAUGGAGAGUCAUUACUGGGCAAAACCAACCAGGACGCGAUGGAGACGCUACGCAAGUCCAUGUCGACGGAGGGCAACAAACGUGGGACGAUCCAGCUGAUCGUGGCCAGGCGGGUCACCAAAAGAAAUGAGGAGGCACCAGGGAGUCCGCUCGGACCUCAGCAGAUGAUGAACAUGACCCUAGAUGACCAUGAGCGUAGAAUCUCCCACUCUUUGUACGGUGGCCUGGAGGGACUCGAUGACAAUCUUAUGCCACGGCAAGGCAUGAUUCCUCGCACAAUAGGAAACUACCAGCUCUCACCGACCGUCAACAUGCCGCAGGACGACACGGUGAUCAUCGAGGACGACGGGCCGCCCCUCCUUCCACCCAACCUCUCCGACCAAUCAUCAUCCAGCUCCCACGAUGACGUGGGCUUCACUGCUGACGUGACGCCGUCGUGGGCCAAAGAGCUGCCCGUGCAGAAUGAAAGUUCCCAGGGUCCAGAUGAAAAUAAUCCUGACGCUGCGUUCCAAAGGGAAGGCUUCGGACGCCAGAGCAUGUCUGAAAAACGCACCAAGCAGUUCGGAGACGCCGCCCACCUCGAUAUCAUCAAGACACGCAAGUCCAAGAGCAUGGAUCUAGUAGCCGACGAGAUUAACCUCACUCCUCGUCCUGAGAACGACACAGGUUCUUCCACAAAGGAUGUAGGACCAUCUCUUGGCUUAAAGAAAUCCAGCUCCCUGGAGAGCCUCCAGACAGCUGUCGCAGAGGUAACCCUCAAUGGGGAUCUUCCAUUCCACAGGCCACGCCCCCGCAUUAUCAGGGGGCGGGGCUGCAACGAGAGCUUCAGAGCAGCCAUCGACAAAUCCUAUGACCGACCAGCAGCGACGGAGGAGGAGGAUGAGGGCAUGGAGACAUUGGAGGAGGACACAGAGGAGAGUUCACGAUCAGGGAGAGAUUCGGUGUCCACGGUCGCCGAUCAGACGCCGCUGUCCGGCUCCGAAAAACCCCUUGUGAACGGCACAAAUCGUACCAAAGAGGAGAAGAAGAAGGACAAAGACAAGGGAGGGAAGGAGAAGAAGAAGCCGGAGGGUGGGAAGGAGAAGGACAAGGACAAGGACAAAGGAAAGGCCAAGAAGGGGAUGCUGAAAGGACUAGGGGACAUGUUCAGGUUUGGGAAGCACCGGAAGGACGAGCGACCCGGGGAAAAGAUGGAUCGUAAAGGCUCCAGCAAAUGGAGGCAAGAGGAGACGCAGGUUUCAGAGGAGGAGAUGCUGAAGAUGAGGAUGGAGCAGGAGAGGAUCCAGGCCAAGACCAGAGAGCUGAGGGAGCGUCAGGCCAGGGAGCGGGACUACGCCGAAAUCCUGGACAUAAGCCGCUCAUCGGAGAGGGCCUCAGAAGAAGAGCACCCGUACGCAGGCAUCAACCCCCUCAACAGCUCCGUGGACAGCGGACACAGUCGGCCCCACAGCCCCCGGGAAGAAUACCCCCACAUGCAUCCACACCACCAUCACCAACUCUCAGACACCCUCUACACCCAAGUCAGCAAGGGCCGCAACGACAGGCCUCCAUCUGCAGACAGUAACCGGCUAACACCGAGCAACCAUGACCGGAUACAGAGGCUGAGACAGGAGUUCCAGCAGUCCCAGAAUGUCCCGGAAGACCCAGACGACCGCAGGAGGACGUACAGCUUCGAGCAGCCGUGGUCAAACAACAGCAGUAACGGACCGGGCGGGUACAGCCAGCCGGGUCGCCACUCGGUGUCGGUGGAGGUUCAGAUGCAGAGGCAGAGACAGGAGGAGAGAGACUCGUUCGCCCAGGCACAGCGGCAGUACAGCUCCCUGCCACGACAACCCAGGAAAAACCCCAGCUCCAUCUCCCAGGACUCCUGGGAUAAAGCGUACCCACCUGGGGAAGGCUUCCAGACAGCAAAGGACAACCCCAGAUACUCCAGCUACCAGGGCUCCAGGAACGGCUACCCAGGCGGAGGAGGGGUCAAUGCUCGAGUCCUCCUGGAGGCCCAGGAGCUGCUGAGGCAGGAGCAGAGACGGCGCGAGCAGGAAGCCAAAGGGAAGCUAAUGCAGGAGAACAGCAGCUAUGAAGGGUACUCCACAGGGCACCUGAAGGACCCUGCUUCUCCAAAGGGUCCUUACCGCCAUGAUGUGCCACCUUCACCUUCACAGUUAGCGAGGUUAAAUAGAUUGGGGUCGGAGAAAGGAAGACUGUUUUAUUCUUGAGGAGUAUCAUGGACUGUUCGAUGAAAGCUGGACAGAGGACUUCACAGAAACAGAAGAAGUGGACGCUACAAAUCUUGACAAAGGGACGAACUAGAUGUCGUAUAGCUUAGAGAUGAUCUUAGAGGUAAACAGUUGUGAAGUGUACUCAGUGUGUGGGUGUUUAUUUUCAUCCCUCACUGUGCUGAUGACCUAUACCAGUAAUCAGUCCCUCCUACAGACAUGAGACGCUCAGUGCCUUCUCUGCAUUCACGAACACAGUGUUUGUUCACAGUCGUCCAGGGCUCUGAUUCAUCGAGCUUUGGCACCGUCACGUGCUGACAAUCAAAACGGGCAGACAGGCAAGUGAGUGGGUGCGUUUCAAAGCCCAUGGGGGAGGUGUUUCUGUGUGGGUCUGUGUGUAGGCAAGUGACAAGGUACAUGUUUCACGAUCAAGUAUGUGUGUCGUGGCUUUACAAAGUGUCCCACGGAUGACUCUUCCCAUCGGUCACAAUUCAAAGUUAACAUUCAACCCCCUUACUAACGCUGCCGGCGUUUCCCUGCAUCCUGUUUUCUCUACAUCUAGUGUUUUCUGCUCAGGCACCGUGUGUUCGCACUCGAGUAGUCCUCGGGGAGCAGAGGAAACACGGCAAAGUGUAUGAAAGAAGCAGGGCAUGGUGUGUGUUAUUAAUAAAAAAGCCCCCCUCAUAAAUGAUUCAUAUCAUGUGUUAUCUCCAUGGAGGAGACCCAGGCAGAGAGGGUAGACAGCUCUGAUCCUUUGCCUGCCCCCCCUGCACUGCUCUGGGCUUGAUUCCCUGGCCCGCCUGCCUGUCUGUCUGGAGCUCCAGCUCCCAUCCUCUCUCUCGUCAUUCUCUCUGUUCAUUACCUUUCUUUCUUCUACCUCAACACGCCCAACCUUCAUCCUCCUCUCCUUCACACUCAUCUCCCACCUUCCUCUCAUGUCACCCCUCCUCUUCCUCUUCCUCUUCCUCCCACUACCCGCUACCUCCCUCCCUUCCUCCUCGUCUCCCGAGUCAGGCUCUGCACUGAAUUUUUCAUCACAAGCCACCUGCUGCCUGCCAGAGCCAGAGAAAGCUGCCACCAGAGGCUCCGACAGAGGGCCCGGCUUCUGACAUAAAAAGAGAAAUAACAGGAAAAAAAACGACAGAAUAGAGAUGGGUAGAGACAGACAAUGAGCCUCUCAGUGUGAGAUUAGCUGGAGCUUUUGUCCCAUUUUUUAACAAAAGGCAAAAUUGUCCCGAGGAGUUAAUUGCUUUCAAUUUGCUGUAAUUGCUUUUUGUAUUUUUUUAUUCUUUUUUUUUUCCAUUGAACAAAUUUACCUGACACUCUUCUCCAAAAUGUACAAAAAAAAGUAAUAACCUGCUUUUUUACAAAAAUAUUAGAUUGUUAAAACAUAACCCCAGUGUGUUGCAGGACAUAACCUCAAAGCAAAUUUGUGCAUCCAGAAGAGUCCAUCCAACGUAGGCCGUGCAGAAAGUGCUGUUUCGUUCUAAUUGAGUUCAACUCUACCCCACUGUGCUGUGAUUGGCUACUGCUGGCUUCAUCAAAGUGUGUCUUCAGGGCUUUGUACCAGGAAGCUGCUUCACCCAGGAGUACAAAGGACCAAUGCUGACUCCUAAUAAUCACAGUAUCACCACUUAUUGGUCCCAUUAAUGUGCCCACAUGACUUGUACUUCAUUAGUUUUAAGAAUGAUCACAAUUUUGUUUCAGAUAUUAAAGCUCCUGUGAGGAACUUUUGGGUUUUGUUCACUUUGGCUCCCCCUGUGGACAAAGCUGUACCUCUUAUCUCAUCCUUCGCAUUUGUAAGGGGUCUUUUAACAGUCAAACGUAUCUCUCACUGUGAUACGUUUGAAACUUUGAUGUCACAGAUGUAAAAGUAAAGUCUGUUUCUGCAGCAUGGUGACACCUCAGUGGUUUCAAACUGCUCCACAAGCAAACCACAUUAAAUAUUUUUGAGUUACAAGCCUCUUUAGCCAAUCACAGCACAGUUGGAGAGGAUUGCGUGAAACCUUCUCAGUGAAAAGAAGCAUGCAGGAUGACUAAUGAAAUACUUACACGGCUAACAAGCUAGUAAGAACAAUGCUAGAUCGAUAGCUCCCUGGGUUAUUUUGCUUGCCAACUGUCCAAAGACUAAUCCUCAAUGAGUUAGCAGAGGUUGUUUAAAAUUCCCCCCCAUUCAGGAGACAGCAUCCUGGGGCUCUGUCAUAUGAUGGCGGACAAACACGUUCCACUCCCCAGUCUGCACAGGUUGCAUUGGGUGCAUCCUUAGUUGCCCAAUCAAUGCUUGACACUGUUUAAUAUUAGUUUGGUUUUAACUCCUUGGAAUCCCAAAUCUUAUCCUGAAACUGUGUGGUUUAAAUGAUGAUGGUUGUGGCUAACUUACAAGCUUCUAUCCCAAUCAACCCUUGCAGAUGCUAACUGACUGUUUUUCCCUUUAAAGAGGAGGAAGCUCAUCAGUGGAACCAGCUGCUGUAGUUGUAGGUCGUAAAGAAGACCUGGGGUGUUGAUGACACAUGCUUAAAAAUCACCACCACAGCAAACCAGCCCACAGCUCUAAUUGCUGCAGUAGGUGGCAACCGCUCCUCCUAGUCUGUACCUACCCUUCUUUGACUUCCACUAAUGUUCAUAUCUCUGCCUGCAAACCAACAAAUGAGACCCAGCUGGUGCAACUCUAAAAUCAAAAGGGAAAUACAAAAAAAUAAAACCUGGCCAUCAUUAAGCUGUGGAAAACAAACAGGCGGUACGUAAUUGCCCCUUCACUCCUACACACUCGUAUGCAGAGUGAAGCUGCGUGACAUACAUUAUCUCCUGUUGGUUAAUGAAGACUCUUGCUGGGGAAGAGACGGGCUUAGUAGGGGUGAUGAAUGAUAUACGGGAAAAGUGAGGAGGUGAAGAAAGCUGCUUUUUUUUCACCUGAGGAAAGUUCACAACACUGCUCUGUUUUAAGCUAAGGAAAACGACCUUUCUGCAUUAUGUAUGAACUCUGUUUUAACGACAAAGAAGCACACAUUGGCCCCUUGCAGCGUGCGUGUAAAUCACUGCAACGGGAACUGAUGAAAAUGUUACCAAAUAAGAUGCAAACUGUGCAUGUAAGGGUAAAGUAUCGCCCCACUUGGAUUGUUUUUAGUAGAGUGUUUGGUUGUAGCGGCCGGCGCUUCCUGCUGUGAACACUAGUGCAGGUCAACAUGCAGAGUAGCACAUUUAGAAGGAUGUAUUUGACCUGUGCUGUAAACUUCAUGGACUUUGCUGUUCAGCUAGUUUAGUUAUCAACAAGUGCCUGAAAUAAUAUCAUCAUAUUUUACACAAAAAGAAAAACACAGUGUUAUUUGUUUGUCGAUGACACUACAGCACACAAACUACAGUGUGUGUGUUUUUAAGCGUUUUUAAUGUCAUGUUAUUAAAAUGUGUCAUUUUUAGGGGUACUCCUUCCUGAUCUUUUUCUAAAAAACUUUAUUUACAAGAGCCAACACUUACAAGCGGUUAUCAGUGUAUUUGUAUCCCGUUUGACAUUGCCUUCAACCAUGCUGUACCAUGUUGUUUUAAAGUGUAAGAAGAAACGGAAGCUGAUGUGCAAUUGUUUUUGUUUUUUCCAGAAACUUUUACAUGAUAUAUUGAGAAAUGUAUGCAGCCACUUUUUCCUGUACAUAUCAAAUUUAGAAUAAAACGGAAGGCUGUUCCAUCCUGUUUACAACCUC
Notolabrus celidotus (New Zealand spotty) is the source of this 8234-nucleotide messenger RNA. It is a transcript of the gene pard3ab, whose product is annotated as par-3 family cell polarity regulator alpha, b. Lineage: Eukaryota; Metazoa; Chordata; Actinopteri; Labriformes; Labridae. Gene Ontology annotation, cellular component: apical junction complex; apical plasma membrane; adherens junction. The record is from RefSeq and is a predicted model, not a curated record. Gene Ontology annotation, biological process: microtubule cytoskeleton organization; establishment of centrosome localization; establishment or maintenance of epithelial cell apical/basal polarity. Bases 289 to 4542 code for a protein of 1417 amino acids. The transcript is spliced from 26 exons. Gene Ontology annotation, molecular function: protein binding; phosphatidylinositol binding.